AUGACACUUAUUGCCUCACCAUUCGCCAAAAGAACUCAGCGUGUAAUCUCCCAUCAAAACGAAUCCCAAGUUCAAAUUGUAAAUAUUGGUCCCAAUGAUUUGAUCUAUGUCUGCAAAUCCGAGUUGAGUGAUAUUUCCAUUCAUGCUCAACGUUGCAUGAAAGUCAUUGUCGAAAGUUCAAAACAAUGUCAAUUGAAUUUACAACUUUCAGCAAUAACAACUGGAUUUGUGGAGAUGAUGAACUGUGAACAUGUAAAGAUGAUUCUUUCACCAGAGUGUACAAGCAAAAUCAAAACGAUUCAACUCGACUCGUUGAAAGAAUGUGAAAUCGAAUUUCAUGUGUUGAAAGAUGAGCUUGCAGAACAAGAUGGUCGAGCUUUUUCUGAACUCUUGACUAAUUUUUGUAAUCAUUUACAAAUUGUGUCAAAUAUUGGAUGUGAAAAUGUCAAACUCACAGUCAAGACUGGAGAGAACAUUCUCAUUUCUGAAACGCUCGUGUUUGGAAAUGUUGAAAAUGAUCUACUCGAACAUAAUCGUUCAGCCGUUCAAUUCAAAUCUCGAUUUGAUUUCAUGUCUCAAUCCAAGUACUUGGACGAGAACAACAAGAAUUCUUCCUCUACCCUUGCACUCUGCACUGAUCUCGUAUUGAGAGAAGGCGGAGGUUAUAUUUCAACAUUGAAAGAGAAACAAUUUAAGGAUCGCAUUCAACAAGAAUUCGACCGAAGAAUGGAACAAUUUUUGAAUGAACAAUUGGUUCAGGACGAAUCUCAUCGUAAGAAGAAACAAGAAGCUCAAAAGAAAUCUUCACUAGUUUCACAAAAAUUGAAAGAAAAAGCAUUGCAGAAUGGAACACAGAACUCUUCCUUUUUAGAUCAAAUCAAGAACUUCAAAAAGGAUGCAGAAUUGAAAUCAUCCGAAACCCAUGAAACAUCUCUCAUUGAUAUGGUCGGUAACAUUCCCGUGGAUUUUGGAAAAAACCGAUCCAAAACGAAUGAAGCUCCUCAAAACGAUCUUGGCUCCAUUACUGGUCUUCAACAAGAUGUGACCGAAUAUCAAGACGAUGAAGAAACCAUUCGAGAGAAGGCCAAACAAGUCGCCUCACUCAUUCGUAACUCGAAACAUUGUUGUGUCUAUACGGGAGCUGGAAUUUCAACUUCGAGUAAAAUUCCUGAUUAUCGUGGACCUAAAGGAGUGUGGACCUUGAGAUCAGCAGGUAAAGGACAUGAAAUUGCGAAAUUAGAUAUAGAACAAGCAUUGCCAACAUUUGCACACUAUGCCUUGACUCAUUUAGUGAAAAAGAAGAUGGUGAAAUUUAUUGUUUCAACCAAUGUCGAUGGUCUUCAUCGACGAAGUGGUCUCACUGCUUCAGAAAUGAGUGAAUUGCAUGGAAAUUGUUAUCGAGAAGUGUGUGAAAAAUGUUCCAAAGAAUAUUUGAGAGGUUUUGAUGUCAUGAAAACAGUGAAAUUCUUUCAAAAUCACAAAACUGGAAGAUUUUGUGAAGAGUGUGGAGGUUGUUUGAAAGACACGAUUAUUCAUUUCGGUGAAAAUUUACCAACCUCAGAAUUGCAAUCUGCUUUACAUCAUUCUCAAGAAGCUGACUUUACUUUGGUGUUGGGAACAUCCAUGAUGGUUCAACCAGCCUGUCACUUGCCACUCAUGACGUUGGACAAUUCAGGUGUGAUGAGUAUUGUAAAUUUACAAAAAACACAAUUUGACCACUUGUCCAAAGUGAGAGUUUUUGCCAAGACCGAUGAAUUUAUGAAAAUGGUAAUGGAAGAAUUAGGAGAGUUGGAGCAUGUAGAUACUUCAUUCGAUGCUGUUUCUCAAUGGUAA
Molecule: messenger RNA, 1833 nt
Organism: Naegleria lovaniensis
Lineage: Eukaryota; Heterolobosea; Eutetramitea; Acrasida; Naegleriidae
Exons: 1
Coding region: 1-1833 (610 amino acids)
Molecular function (GO): NAD+ binding
Source: RefSeq, a predicted model, not a curated record